ACAGCGUUGACCAGGUGAAAGUAUAUCAUAGAUAACUUUACGUUGUAUAUCGAUAGCUGUGUUGUUUAAAACAUUGCAUAUUGUUGGUUAAAGUAGCUACGGUCAUUCAUUAUGCGUUAAAUCUGUAACGUUAUAGACUACUGAUUAAUAAAGCAAGCUAGCCAGCUAAGUAAAGUUGGAAAAGGUCAGCUGCAGUUAGAUAUCUGAAAACCGUUAAUUUGGCUUUCAUUUUGAGUGGGUUUGGUCAAAUUCCUGUAUUUCCAUCUGGUGGCUAACUUAAAUCAUUAAUAAAACAUGCACUUUUUUUUAAAGAUGUCUUUUCAACAAUUGGAUGAUGCUGGUAGUCAAGGAUGUGCACUCUCCUACAGUAGGUCUUGCACGCCUUCGGAUGAAUCCACCUCAUCCAACAAGAGAAGAAAUUGUAGUGCUGAUAGCAGCCGAGGGAGUUCUCAAGCAUCCUACUCUCAGUCUGACUUCGAAGAUAAAAAAAAACCAUCUGUGCUCGAGAAAUCCCACGCCUCACUAAUAAAGAAAUCUCCCAAGAAAACGAAAGGUUAUUACAAAGGUCAAAAGAGGUCUGGUGUGCAGUAUCCACAUCAAAAGAGGAACCUCAGACCUGGCCGGAAAGCCCCCUUUUCCCCCCCGAUCAAGCCCCUGGAUGGCGUCUGCCAGCGCAUCGCCUCGGCCCGCGAACACCGCAUCAAGAACCUGAGCAACCAGGUGUGGGAGCUGCAGCAGCAGCUAAACGGCGCUUCGCAGGAGAACCGGCUGCUGCGUCGCGUGCAGAACCGCCACACAGCGGCGCUGCAGCAGUUCCAGGACUCCCAGAGCGGCUUGCCACAGAUUCUGCUGAAGCACGGGAACGAGGUGCAAGCCCUUCAGGGGCUUCUGCGGAAGGUGAGGGCCCAGAGGAACAGCCUGGGGCACCGCCUCACCUCCAUGGAGGAUCACCUGCAGGAGACGUCCGAGGAGCUGCACAAGCUGCAGCAGCUGUGCCGACGGCGCGGCCUAGGGCAGAGGGAGGAGCUGGCACAGAAGCUCAGCAAACUCAGCCUGGACCAGGAGCUCAAGAACAACAGGAUAAAGAAUCUGGAGAGGAACCUUUAUCUGAGUAAUGCAUCCUUCAAUCGCCACUUGAGCACAGAGAUAAGAAAAACUGUGGAGGCUCGAGAUUUGUCCAAGUUACUCCAAGAACAGAUCGACCUGCUGACCCAAAAGAUCAAAGAAAGGGAGCGGGAGUUGGAGAUUCACAAUAUCUACUCACAUCGAUUCCCAAAGGCAAAGAAAGGAACAAAAGAGACCAAAUCCAUACAGACUGAGGGCUUAUCACCUCUGCCUUUGGAAGCUCCUGCCUGUAAGCUAAAGAUCGAGUAUGAGAGUGAGGAGCAUCUAGGGAAUGAACUGGAUAAGCAAAGAAGCAACAGGAACAGGGAACGCUGUGCCAUUGAUUUCAGCAAGUCAGAGAAAGAUCAAAAGGGUACGACUGAAAGCCUUACAGAGGACAAUGAGUCAGGCGAUGGUACAGCCGUUGAUGCUGUCACUCAGAGUGCAGAGGCAGGCAGCAUUGAGGAUCAGCAGCAGGCCAAGGGUGAUGAUGAUGAUGAUGAUGAUGAGGAGGAGGAGACUAACGAGACCACCAGUCUACCGUGGGACGCCGACAACGACCUGACCAGCCCUAGCCAGGCCGAGACGAGCCUGGACCUGGACGACCUGUUGGACGCCAACUGCCUUUCCGCCAACAAGCAGACCACUCCCCGCAUCCGGCGCCACUACACCUUCAAAGAGACCAUCCAGAACCUGCACAGGGGUCGGCCAGCCUACGGGGCUCUGGGCCAGGGGCUCCAGAAGGGUUCCCGGGCCCCGGCCCAGACGGCCAACCACGACGGGGACAGUGCUUACGAGCCCUCUUUCCUGUCUGUGCCGGCUGGAAGAGUGCGCCUGGCGAAGGACACGCAGCACGGGGAGGACCCACGCAGCCGCAAGAGCAGCCUGAUGAGGGAGCUGUUCGGCCAGGCAGACGCGGCAGAGCCCAAGGCCGACAGGAGGGCCCACGCCAAGGAGCCGCCCGCCACGAGCUCGGACUUGGACCGCACGUCCGCCUACGUCCUGGGAGACACGGUGCCUCAUAUCAGAGACGGGUUCAUCAUAUUCGACUGAGAUUAUAACUGCCAAUUAUUUUUGCCAAGCUUUCAUAAUAAAAUAUAUGUUUUCAGAGA
Messenger RNA from Clupea harengus (Atlantic herring), 2216 nucleotides. RefSeq names its product lebercilin LCA5 like. The record is from RefSeq and is a predicted model, not a curated record. Gene Ontology annotation, biological process: intraciliary transport. Lineage: Eukaryota; Metazoa; Chordata; Actinopteri; Clupeiformes; Clupeidae. The coding region runs from base 295 to 2157 and encodes 620 amino acids. Gene Ontology annotation, cellular component: axoneme. The transcript is spliced from 8 exons.